Messenger RNA from Thermothelomyces thermophilus ATCC 42464, 1712 nucleotides. RefSeq lists its product as uncharacterized. The coding region runs from base 84 to 1475 and encodes 463 amino acids. Gene Ontology annotation, cellular component: nucleus; protein phosphatase type 2A complex; cytoplasm. Lineage: Eukaryota; Fungi; Ascomycota; Sordariomycetes; Sordariales; Chaetomiaceae. Gene Ontology annotation, biological process: mitotic spindle organization. The transcript has a single exon. Gene Ontology annotation, molecular function: protein tyrosine phosphatase activator activity; peptidyl-prolyl cis-trans isomerase activity. The record is from RefSeq and is a predicted model, not a curated record.
AACUCGCUCGUGAACUCAUCACCCCAUCGGAAGUCGUACCAAGAUUCUCUCUCCAUCACCGAAAACAAACAAGGAACCUCGACAUGAUGACAUCGACAUCCCCACCUACGGUCCCCGAAAAAAAGGACCAGAAUCCCGACUCGGGCGCUGCCCCGCGCCCGGGGCCAAGCGGGGCUAUUCCCAACCUGAGGGACCGCAUCCCGAAACUGGAACCGCGGCGGAGGAAGGCCGAGCCGGCGAACCCCAUGCCCGUCCCGGAGACGCCGCCGGCACCGCCACGGCCGGAUCCGGCAACCCUCAACUUCACCGUCCCCACCAGGAGGAUCCUCUCGCAGAGCGACCACCAGCUCUUCCUCUCGUCGCCGACCUACACCCUCAUCCUCUCCUUCAUCUUCGGCCUGUCCGACUCGGUCGUCGACAGGCCCAUCUCCUCCGUCAAGGACGCCGACCUCUCCCCGACCGUGCGGGCCAUCCUCGCCAUCCUGGACGAGGUCGAGGCCCUCUGCGCGGACUCGCCGCCCGAGGACCAAGGCGGCUCCCGCUUCGGCAACAAGGCCUUCCGCGUCUUCCUCGACAAGGUCAAGAAGCGCGCGCCGGCCUGGCACACCACCCUCCUGCGCGUCCCCCACCCGGCCGCCGUGCCGGAGUUGUCGGCCUACCUCUGCCACUCGUUCGGCAACCGCGCCCGCAUCGACUACGGCUCCGGCCACGAGCUCAACUUCUUCAUGUGGCUGCUCUGCCUGCACCAGCUCUCCCUGCUCUCCCCGGCGCCCGACUUCCCCGCGCUCGUCCUGCGCGUCUUCGCCCGCUACCUGACCGUCAUGCGCCGCGUCCAGGGCGCCUACUACCUCGAGCCGGCCGGCUCGCACGGCGUGUGGGGCCUGGACGACUACCAGUUCCUGCCCUUCCUCUUCGGCGCCAGCCAGCUGCUGCACCACCCCUUCCUCACCCCGCGCGCCGUCCACCACGAGCUGACCCUCGAGGAGUUCGGCCCGGAGUACCUCUACCUCGGCCAGGUCGCCUUCGUCAACAGCACGAAGACGGUCAAGGGCCUGCGCUGGCACAGCCCCAUGCUCGACGACAUCAGCGGCGCCAAGAACUGGGCCAAGAUCGAGGCCGGCAUGCGCCGCAUGUUUGUGACCGAGGUGCUCGGCAAGCUGCCCGUGAUGCAGCACUUCCUCUUUGGCAGCCUGAUCCCCGCCGCCGAGGGCAUGAGCGAGCCGCCGCCGCCGCCGCCGCGGCGGUCCUCAAAGGAGGGCGGGGCGGGCGAAGAAGGGGCGGAGGAGGAGGACGGCGACGAGGAGGAAGGUGGCGAGGUGGAGGUGUUUGAUGACCAGAACGGGGUGAGACAUGUGCACCAGCCGAGCGGCUGGGGGGACUGCUGCGGGAUCAGAGUGCCGAGCAGCAUCGCCGCGGCCGCAGAGAUGAAGAAGAAGGGGGCCGGGGAACAGCUAAGGAGGAUACCGUUCGACUAGAGGAAUGGUGGCGGCUGAGCAAGUUGUUGUUGUUCAGGACCUGGUACCAGCCGAGACCCCAUCUCUUAGCUUGCUGUGGCUGACGGGGAAUAAGAGUUUAAUAGGAGAUCCGAGAGUGUGCAAUGCAUACAAUGACAGACCAAUAACAUGUCUUUUAUUACAAGUGAAAGUAGCAAUCAUGUGCAGAUCACGGCUAGGUGUAGCACGGUAUCGUUGUUGCUAGAGCUUUCGUUUGCA